Molecule: messenger RNA, 1524 nt
Organism: Macadamia integrifolia
Lineage: Eukaryota; Viridiplantae; Streptophyta; Magnoliopsida; Proteales; Proteaceae
Product: mediator of RNA polymerase II transcription subunit 33A-like
Exons: 2
Coding region: 1-1032 (343 amino acids)
Biological process (GO): regulation of phenylpropanoid metabolic process
Cellular component (GO): mediator complex
Source: RefSeq, a predicted model, not a curated record
AUGGGCCAUAUUACAGGACACAGUAACCUGGAAAUAUUUCUGAAAAAAAAGGAUGAGGGAAGCAACCCUGCUGCCAAUCUGUCGAAUGUUGAGGAACAGAUCAAAAGAAUUCUGGCUGCCACUGGUGUCGAUGUUCCAAGCCUUGUUGCAGUCAUUCUUAUACUUCUUUCCUUUUUGGCUGGCAGGAGGAAGCUCUCCAGCUACACUUCCACCACCCCUGGCUGCCGAUGUGAGCUUUACAAUAAACUUGAUGGAGCCUCAGAAUUCUUUCUCAACCUGGCAGGCCCAGCCUUGGAGACCCUUGCAGCUGGUUGUCCAUGGCCUUGCAUGCCAAUUGUGGCCUCUUUGUGGGCCCAGAAAGUUGAGCAUUGGAGUGACUUCCUUGUCUUCUCUGCAUCUCGGACUGUCUUCCACCACAAUAGUGAUGCAGUGGUUCAGCUCCCGAAGAGCUGCUUCACAGCUACACUUGGCCUGAAUGCUUCACCAAUCUCCAACUUUCUGGUGUUGGGGCACUUCUCAGUCAUGGCUUUGGCCAUUUUCCAUGGAGGCUUCUCCCCUGUUGCCCCUGGGAUCCUUUAUAGGAGUGUAUUGGUCAAUCAGAGAUAUCAACAUAUUCAUGACAGAAGGCAGACUUUGAUGCAGUCUGUGACAGAAAUAGCAGGUGACGGGCUAUUGAAAGAGAAUGGAGAAAUUGAAGAAGACCGAGUAUGGAAUGAGAUAAGGCCAGGUUUCAGUCGCGGCAGUAAUGACUCGGGUAAAGGUUGCAGCUUCACUGGGGGCUUAAUUGGUGUGGUUAUCUGGUGGCUCGAGUCUGGUUCAAUCCUUGAUCAAAGAAACUCUUCCAUCUUGGUUUAUAUCUGCACAUGGGUCAGAGCAGGGCUCGAGUCUGGUUCAAUCCUGAGAGAUUAUGCACUGGCAUACUUUACGGUACUUUGUGGAACAUUUUCUUUGGAUGUCAACUCAAAAUCUUCUGCCUCAAAGCGGCGGCCAAAGAUCCUUGGGGCUCACAUAGUUCCAGGCAAGUGUGAUUGAUGGGAAGAUCUCACUUGGUUGUGAUUUAGUCACUUGGCAGGCCUGUGUGUCGGGGCUUGUGAGCCUGAUGGUGGCAUGCACUCCCACGUGGGUGUUGAAGGUGGAGAUGGAUGUCUUGAAGAGACUAAGGGAUUGAGGCAAUGGGAUGAAGAGGAACUUGCCUUGGCUCUGCUUGGAAGAGGGUGAGGUGGGGCAAUGGGUGUUGCUACUUCACUGAUAAUCGAGAGUGAACUAUAAAUCUUCUUUCAACAACGUUUUAUGGGGGUGAUGAUUGUACGGUUAACGUUGUCCAACACUAGUGUGAAUAGGUGAGGGAUCUGAUGUUUGUAUCUUAUGGAAGUUUUGGUCUUGCUAGGAUUCUUGUGAAAGCAGGGGAUGGGGGAGAGGGAAGGAGGAAGUAGUUAUUAUUAAUAGCACUUGCUAUGCUAUUCUUCAUUGCUUCAAAUCAAUAUGAAAUGCAAAUGAAAAAUGUAUCCUGAAAUGAAUAUAACA